Messenger RNA from Anopheles marshallii, 1185 nucleotides. It is a transcript of the gene Rim2, whose product is annotated as mitochondrial carrier protein Rim2. Lineage: Eukaryota; Metazoa; Arthropoda; Insecta; Diptera; Culicidae. Gene Ontology annotation, biological process: pyrimidine nucleotide import into mitochondrion; mitochondrial transport. The record is from RefSeq and is a predicted model, not a curated record. Bases 1 to 1185 code for a protein of 394 amino acids. Gene Ontology annotation, molecular function: pyrimidine nucleotide transmembrane transporter activity. Gene Ontology annotation, cellular component: mitochondrial membrane; mitochondrion. The transcript is spliced from 6 exons.
AUGUCACAGCGUGACAGGGAAUCCUUCAUUCACUUAUUCGCCGGAGGUAUCGCUGGUACUGCUGGCGCCGUAGUGACAUGUCCGUUAGAGGUGGUGAAAACACGUCUGCAAAGUUCGUCGUCGUCGUUUAUCCAUGCGGCCGCCUCCACUAGACAUGUGCUGGUUACCGAUGGAGGGAAAUUGACCGAUCAUCACCAUCACGUACGCCACGUGUCCGCCAUUAAUAACGCAUCGUCAGCAUCCGAUCGGCAUCAUAGUGCAGCCCGCCAUCAUCAGUCACGAGUAUGCGCUAGCACGAUCCUGACCCGACGUCGUCCUUCGAUACUGGCCAUUCCGCAAUGUGGUUUGUCUACCUCGGUACAAUCGAUUAGCAUCUGGCAAUGUCUGAAGCAUAUCGUCCAAACCGAAGGAUCACGAGCCCUGUUCAAGGGUCUCGGACCCAACAUCGUCGGGGUGGCUCCUUCUCGGGCUAUCUACUUCUGCGCAUAUUCUAAGACAAAGAAUACGCUAAAUACUGUUGGAAUUAUUCCAGCCAAUUCUCCUUUGGUGCACAUUCUGAGCGCAUCUUGCGCUGGGUUCGUUUCGUCCACGGCUACCAACCCGAUAUGGUUCAUCAAGACACGAAUGCAGCUGGACAGCAAUGCCAACGGUCGGAUGACGGUGGGUGAGUGCGUACGGCGCAUUUACGAAUCGCAGGGUGUCCGUGGGUUCUACAAGGGCAUCACGGCCAGCUACGUCGGCAUCUCGGAGACGGUGAUCCACUUCGUCAUCUACGAGGCUCUGAAAAAGAAACUGCUCGAGCUGCGUCAGUCAUCUCCGGCUGCUAAAGCCCUUGCGGGCGGCGACUCUUCUGCUGGACGCGAGGGUGGUAAAACGUCACGCGACUUCCUGGAAUUUAUGGCGGCCGGUGCUACGUCCAAGACGAUUGCAUCGGUGGUGGCAUACCCACACGAAGUCGCCCGCACUCGGCUCCGGGAGGAGGGCAACAAGUACCGUAACUUUUGGCAGACGCUGCUGACCGUGUGGAAGGAGGAAGGCAAAGCCGGCCUCUACCGUGGUCUUGGUACACAGCUGGUACGACAGAUCCCCAACACAGCGAUCAUGAUGGCCACGUACGAGGCUGUCGUGUACGUGUUGACAAACCCGGCCAGUGCCAGUCUGCUGCCAACCGGCGCGGGCAACUGA